Messenger RNA from Cooperia oncophora, 2241 nucleotides. Lineage: Eukaryota; Metazoa; Nematoda; Chromadorea; Rhabditida; Trichostrongylidae. The record is from the annotation of a GenBank genome assembly.
AUGGCAUACGACAGAUGUAUUGACUGGACAGAUUUCAUCAUGAACACGGAAGAAAUCAAGCAACACAGUGCUAUAGCAGGCCACUAUUUUGACAAAUCAUACAACGACGCACUAAAGGCAGUGCGACAAGAACUGAAAGAAGACGCGAUAUACGACAUCGAGGGCGAUGUCAACGCCGAGGGAGGGGAAGCAGCUGCUGUGGAAUCUGAAAUCCACGAUCUGGACGUGGAGCUGGCAGCAUUGGUGGAAUCUCAUGACGAGGUUGGGGCCCAAGGCGAAGCUGCUCUGCAGGAGGCCCAAAAAGCAAUGUCAGAGUUGGAGCGUCGAAUUGAUAGUAUACGAGGGAAAACUAGGUCAUCGGAUGAGAUUGUGCGAGAAAUGACGAGAGAUAUCAAGCAACUCGACAUUGCGAAAAGAAAUCUCACAUCUUCAAUCACCACAUUACAUCACUUGCAUAUUUUGCUCACUGGUGUUGAUUCAUUAGCCGUCUGGGUGGACCAUCGCGACUACGCUUCAAUUGCCAGGCAACUACCAGCGAUUCUCAACGUUUUACAGUUGUUCGAUGAUUUUCAAGAAGUCGAGCAAAUGGCAAAAAUAACGAACAGGCUGAACAAGUUGAAGCAGGCGCUCACCGUUCAACUAGCCAGCGAUAUGAAGGCAGUUUUCCAGGCCGGUCAGUUGAGUGAACGAGUAACGGACAUGUGUCGAGUGGCAGCAGCCUUAGAAGGUAGUGUGAAGUCAAACUUCUGCCGCUGGUUUAUUGAUCAGCAGUUAUCGGAGUAUACGGUAUUGUAUGCAGAAAAUGAAGAAGGAGCCUGGCUCGAUAAAAUCGAAGAAAGGUAUAAAUGGUAUGUUCGUAAAUUAACGGAUUUCGAAAGAACUGGUCUCGCCAAGGUGUUUCCUCCUGACUGGGAUAUGGGACGUUUGAUGACGAAGGAGUUUUGCAACGUGACCAGGGAUGUUUUAUAUCGCAUGAUGACCCGAAGGCGCCCUGAUCUGGAUUUCCGCUUGCUUGGUCAUGCUAUUCAGCACACCCGAAUGUUUGAAGCUUUACUCAUAAAGAGAUUCCCAUCAAAACCAGAUUUCAAUUUUGAUAAGGCAAUCUGGAGUGUUUUUGAUUCGUUUUUGGAUGUUUUUAUAAGUGCUCAGGAGAAAACACUCAACCAGUUCCUGGAGGAUUGCGCGAAUAAGAUCAGGGAUGUCGUUGGUGUCGUACGGGUCUGCCUACGUAAUUACGCGCAUGGUUGCUUGACAGCAUUCCUGCCCACUGGCCAUGGCCAACAAAGUGGAAGCAGUACGGCCAAUCUGUUCAAUCUUAUUCGAGAGGAUACUACAGUGUUAAGGCUAAGCGCGGAUCAACAAUUCCUCACCUGUUGCAUACUGGCGACGGCCGAUUGGUGUGCAGAGACGACGUUACAGCUGCAAGAGAAACUUGCUCAGCGAUUGGCAGGAGUUGACUUAAGUCAAGAGAUGGAGACCUUCUAUGGAAUCACCAAUCAAGCUCUUGCUGUUCUGGUACAAGACCUGGAGGGCACAUGUGAUGCGGCCCUCCAAGCUAUCUCCAAGAUCACAUGGUCAGCAGUAGACGGCGUUGGUGAUGAGUCACCAUUUGUGGGUGCAAUUCGAUCACACCUUCGAGCAGCAAUACCUCGACUUCGUGACUUGCUAUCUGACAGAAGGAAGUAUUUUGCCCACUUAUGCCUGAAACUGGCCACACAGCUGUCCCACAAAUUCGUCGGCGCACUGUUUAGGUGUAAACCAAUCAGCACUCACGGAGCCGAACAAUUACUUCUUGAUACCCAUUCCCUGAAGUCGUUCCUCCUUCAAAUGCCUUCGAUUGACAGCGCAGUGGCAGCAAAGCCACCAACAGCGUACGUUGGAGGUGUGAGCGCAGCGUUGAACAAGGCAGAAAUGAUCCUCAAGGUGGUGAUGUCAAAUAUGGAGACUCCUGAGGAUUACGUUGAACAUUAUUCUACCUUGUUGCCUGACUCCAAUACAUCGGAAUUACAGAAGGUUCUGGACAUGCGUGGUGUAAAAAAAGUGGAGCAAACGGCCAUUCUGCAGGCGUACAGACAGAAGUUCGGAGCUGCGGCUGAUGCUGCCCCUACGGUUCCUGUUGGAAUGGGCAACGCAUUAUCAGCGACACAGGCUUUGAACGCUGUUGUUUCGAUGGCUGCUGACGGAUUAGCCGAGACGACCAGCAUGAGAAGGCUUGAAAAGCUCGUUAAGAGAAAUUUCUAG